Messenger RNA from Ostreococcus lucimarinus CCE9901, 504 nucleotides. RefSeq lists its product with no specific name. Gene Ontology annotation, cellular component: mitochondrion. The transcript has a single exon. Gene Ontology annotation, molecular function: 2 iron, 2 sulfur cluster binding; iron chaperone activity; ferrous iron binding. Gene Ontology annotation, biological process: iron incorporation into metallo-sulfur cluster; intracellular iron ion homeostasis. NCBI's taxonomy places the organism in Eukaryota, Viridiplantae, Chlorophyta, Mamiellophyceae, Mamiellales, Bathycoccaceae. The coding region runs from base 1 to 504 and encodes 167 amino acids. The record is from RefSeq and is a predicted model, not a curated record.
AUGCGCUUUCAACUUGCUGUCACGAAACUAGUUCGUCGUGCACGUCGCCUGCAGCGCAUUUCUCACGUACGAAUCGAUUCGCAACCGUUCAUCACGUUACAGUUGUCCUUUAAGGAUGAGCGAGAUCACGCUCGCCCUCGUUCCAUCAGCCAGAACCGGUUCAGCACUUCAGAAUCGAAGGAGUACGUCUUCAACGACGUCGCAAACUGUACUUUGCAGAAUAUUCUCGAUAGUAUUGAAGCUUUGAUAGACAAGGAACGGCUGGACAUGGAUAUAUCACUCGAAACUGGCGUGUUGACUAUCGAUUGCGGAGAAAACGGGGUCUUUGUGUUGAAUAAGCAGACCCCGAAUAGACAAAUUUGGCUCGCCUCACCCGUCAGCGGCCCUUUCAGAUAUAAUUACACACCAUCCGGUGAAUGGUUGAGCACACGAGAUGACUAUUCUCUACAAAGCCGUCUAAAAUAUGAGUUAGAGUCUAUAUAUAAACUGGAGGUCAAUUUCUAA